This is a messenger RNA of Condylostylus longicornis, 906 nucleotides long. RefSeq lists its product as uncharacterized. Lineage: Eukaryota; Metazoa; Arthropoda; Insecta; Diptera; Dolichopodidae. Bases 1 to 906 code for a protein of 301 amino acids. The record is from RefSeq and is a predicted model, not a curated record. The transcript has a single exon.
AUGUCAUUAAGUGCUAUUACAUUAAGAGAUUUAAUAAGCGAAGCGCGUUCAGUGCCAACAUUCACUGGACAAGACGCUUAUAGUCUCAAAUCAUUUAUCGAGGAAGUCGAAGCCCUCGUAAGGUUGACAACGGAUGAGGAAGGCAGAAAUUACAUAUAUAGAAUCUUGUACUCCAAGAUUCAAGGUCCAGCAGCCGCAGCAGUCAGGAGAAUCCAACUAAAGAAAGGACAACUAAAGACAACAUUUGGUGUUCAAAAGAGCUACUUAAAACUAAAAGAAGAAGCUGAUUCCACAACCUGUAAAAAUGUAAGUGAUUUGUAUACUAAGUUAAAUUCUAUAUUAAAUUUAUUAAACUUGAAAUACGACUUGGACGACAGCAAACCUGUUGAAUUCAGUCCAAGCAAUAACGAAAUCUCAAUAGUAGAAAAAUUUUUAAACAAAAUAGAUCGGGUAGAUUCAAUGUUUUUACGCACAAAAAGCGUAAAAUCAUUAGAACAAGCCUAUAGAAGCUUGUUAGAAACAAAUAUAUCCGAUAGUAGGAUUCCUGGCAAUAACUUCUCAUAUAGGAACAAUAGUAAUACAAACUUUAGAAAUAAUCACAACUCAAAUUUUAGAAAUAAUAACACAAAUUCAAGAAAUAACCAUAGAAACACAAACAGGCCUUUCAACAACAACAAUUACAAUAACAACAUAAGAAACACUUACACAAACAGACCAAUAGGCAAAAACUAUACUGCUAACGAGAAUUUUAGGAAUUUUAGACCCAACCAACAGUUUGAUAAUACUAGUAAUAACCCACCAGGACCAUCUUAUAACAAAAAUCGGUCAAUUCCAGUUCCAAUGGACGUAGAUUCGCAUUCCACUGAAAAUUUUCACUGUGGUCCUCUUGUCCGACAUUACCCUUAG